Exophiala aquamarina CBS 119918 is the source of this 816-nucleotide messenger RNA. RefSeq lists its product as uncharacterized. The coding region runs from base 1 to 816 and encodes 271 amino acids. Lineage: Eukaryota; Fungi; Ascomycota; Eurotiomycetes; Chaetothyriales; Herpotrichiellaceae. The transcript has 2 exons. The record is from RefSeq and is a predicted model, not a curated record.
AUGGCCGCGAGCGGGGGUACUCCAUCAGCGUUAUUGUUAAGGUCCGACAAUCUCACCCAGUAUCCAAUGCGUAUGGGCGAGCGGUACAUGUUUAUCAGUCCUGAAGGCGUCUGGUCCAACCUCACCGCUGUCGAUGGGCGUCAAUUGUUUCGGUUUACUGUCGUUGGUUACGAAGACAGACUAGAUUCUGCACAAGUCGACAUGGAUUCUCUGGUACGGAGAGCUUUCGGCCGCGACGUUGUUCCGUUCGAGCUAAUGUGCGUCCUGCCGUGGCGACGUUGCCCUGCGGAACGGAUCAGUUCGACCCAGAAUUACGCGAUCUGGGUUGAGCGGAAAGGCCAUGAGAAGGUGCUAGAAAAAGGGCCCGAUGCUGAUGCACAACGCAGAGCGCUUGGAGAGCAGGCGGCUGUCAGUCUGGAGCAGGAAUUCCGCUCGCUGGGCAUUGCUAUGGGGUAUCAAUACUCGACCUCGCCGGUAAUCGUGCCUGAUGGUUCGCCGGCGCCAGCAGAUGACCCUAGUACUUACAUACAGAUCGCACGACCUGGUCAUCGCGCUCCCCACUACUGGUUGGACAAUGAGCGGUUCAUAAUAGACCUUUUUGGCACAGGAUUCGUCUUGCUUGGGUUCGGCGAUGAUAGCUUUGGAGAGGAAAGGUUGCUCAGUGCAGCUCGUUCACUGGGCAUGCCGGUGGACUUUGUGCGGGUGUUGGAUUCUGAGGCUGCGCAACUGUAUGAACGUAAGCUGGUUCUUGUACGGCCGGAGGUAUGGUGGCAUGGCGUGGCGACUCGCUUCCAUCAAAUGCCCAAAGUCUCCUAG